Messenger RNA from Punica granatum (pomegranate), 1932 nucleotides. The record is from RefSeq and is a predicted model, not a curated record. Lineage: Eukaryota; Viridiplantae; Streptophyta; Magnoliopsida; Myrtales; Lythraceae.
AUGGGCCUUUCUUACCAAGUUCCACCUCCACUAAAUAAUCUUCCCCCUGAACCGGGCACGCCUACUCAGGCCGCCCCUCCAGCUCCAUUGAUAAACUUUCUCCCGAAAACGGAGACAGAACAGGAGAGGAGAAUGAAGAAAAUGGAAGAGACCAUUAGAGCUCUCCAAGCGGGCAAUUCCCAUUCGAUUACGGCAUAUGCACACCCCGUGCAUUAUACGCAGCUCUAUCCAACGCAACAGGCAUACUCCCCGGCUAUCCCCACUGUUAUUCAGUCGCCACCACCGCAACAGUACGCUCCUGCUCAGGCUCAACAAGGUAGAUCCCCGACUUCGAGAUCUCCUCAACCGGCUCUACGUGCUCCAGCCCCGAGAACUCAAUUGGGCAAUGCUGCUCAAUCACGUCCGCGCAAGCAGUACACCACUCUACCAGCUCUUCCCUCCCAUAUAUUCAGGCAGCUUCUCGCGGGCAAUAAGAUCAAAACAGAGGCGCUCGGUCCCAACUUCGACCCCACAGUGCAGAAUCAAAACUUGAGCUGUGAAUUUCAUAAGCAUGCUCCUGGUCACACCCUGGACAAUUGCUGGAGACUUCAGGACAGAAUCCAGGAGAUGAUUGACACAAGACAGAUCUCCUUUAAUGAGGUGAAGCCACCGAAUGUCCUCACAAACCCUCUCCCCGAUCAUGGAUCAAGUUCAGGACCCUCCAUCAACAUGAUUAGCAUAGCUGCUAUCGGAGAAGAGAAGGAUGCACAGAGGACUUCAGUUCCAUUCAUCGUUAACUAUACUUCGACGGAUGGUGCAUUUACGUCUACCCCGUUUGUUGUUGAGGUUCCUACAAAAGAGUCAUAUCAAGACUGCCGAGUUCCUUGGGAUUAUGGGAGUGAGGUUGCCAAUAUGGAGCAGGAAAUGAGCGCGAUGGGUAUCACGCGCUCAGGUCACGUUUAUCAGGGCCCAAAGCUUGCGGACAAAGGGAAGGCUCCCGUUACUUCAUUCUCAGCCAUUCCAGAAGCCGCACCACUCCCUUCGAAGAAGGUCACCGAGCAAGAAGCCGAAGCUUUCAUGAAGGUGAUCAAAGCAAGCGAGUUUAAGGUUGUUGAGCAGAUGGGCAAAUCACCAGGCCACAUUUCACUGCUUGCCUUGCUUUUGAGCUCCGAGCCGCAUCGGGAUGCUCUGCCGAAGGUCCUUACGGCCGCACAAGUCUCGAAGGAGACUGCACCAAAUAGGAUCGAAGAGACUGUGAAUUCCAUCUUCUCAAAUCAAAUCUCCUUUGUCGAGGAUGAACUUCCGUCUGAAGGUCAGGGACACUUGCGAGCAUUGCACAUAGUUUGCAAGUGCAAUAAUCACGUCGAUGGUCGAGUCAUGAUCGACAACAGCUCCACUCUUAACGUUUGCCCAAUCUCCACGCUGAAACAGAUGAAAGUGGAUACGAGCCGCAUUCGUGCAAGCAAAACCAUUGUUCGAGCCUUCGACGGCUCUAAAAGAAUAGUGAAUGGAAAAAUCAAUCUCCUGAUUGAUGUGGGUCCUUGCUCAUUCUCUGUCACCUUCCAAAUCCUCGAGAUUCCCAAUGCUUUCAGUAUGUUGCUUGGGAGGACAUGGAUUCACGUCGUCGGCGCCGUUCCUUCAUCACUGCAUCAGAAGCUGAAAUUCUUCAUCGAAGUCGAUCCAUCCCUGGCCGAUCGCAUGAUUGGGAAAGUUCUGUUAAAGAACGACUACGUCCCCGGAACUGGACUCGGGGCACACGCUCAGGGAAUUCUCCGACCAAUCAAAAUGGAGGAAUAUCGUAAUAGGAGAGGACUUGAUUUUCGCCCCUCCUGUCAUGAGAUCAUGCAAGCUCGUCGCGGAAAGCAUCUCCACCAUCUUGCGGCACACUACGGGAAGCUCUCUAGGGGCAUUCUGGUUCCACUGCUUUCGCAGUUUUUCCCUGCACCACCGUAA